AUGGGGCAGAAACCGUCAAAGAAGGCAACACCGCCGCCCGCGAAGGACCCUCUCGAGGAGCUGUUCGAAACGGCUGACGUGGACAAAUCUGGAUCGAUCGAUGUCAAGGAGCUCAGCACCCUGAUGACGGUUGCGGGAAUCGGGGGGACGGCCUCCGAGGCUUUGUAUGGCGCAAACAUCCUGAACCCUAUCGAUGACGAGUUUGACGGUGUCCCGACGAUGGACUGCACAGAGUUCUGCCUUUUCAUGAAGGAGAAGCUCGGCGAGGACGCGGGAAAGGUGGCGAAGCAGAUGAAGGAUAUGUUGGCUUUGCGUGCGCUGUUCGAGACGGGGAUAGGGUCGCAAGAUGCCUUCAGGGCAAGCGACGCGGACGGCGAUGGCUCCCUAGACGUGGCUGAGCUCUCGAAGCUCAUGGCGGCGGCAGGGAUCGGAGGAUCGGCGUCCGACGCCCUCUACGACGCCAACAUCAACGACGUGUUUAGCCAUGACUUCACCGACGUCGCGAAGAUGGAUUACACCGAAUUCUUGCUCUUCAUGAAAGACAAGCUCGGCGACACUGCGGGAUACGCGGCGGCCCAGAUGAAGGAGAUGACCGCACUGAAGAGUCUCUUCGAUGCGUGCGACAAAGACAAGUCUGGCUCGCUGGAUGUCGAGGAGCUCAAGGUCCUAAUCAAGGAGGCCAAGGUGUCCGCCACGGCGGAGGACGCACUCUACGAAUACAACAUCCUCGACGUGUUUGAGAACAGCUGGGACAGCGAGGAGACGGAAAUGACUAAGAUGGACUACACUGAGUUCUGCCUCUUUGUGAAGGACAAGAUUGGCACAGGGACGACGAAACAGACCGAGGCGCUCACGAAGCUGGUCACCACCAUGAAGGCAGCGUCGGCAGCCUGA
Messenger RNA from Emiliania huxleyi CCMP1516, 894 nucleotides. RefSeq lists its product as hypothetical. The coding region runs from base 1 to 894 and encodes 297 amino acids. The transcript has 2 exons. NCBI's taxonomy places the organism in Eukaryota, Haptophyta, Isochrysidales, Noelaerhabdaceae. Gene Ontology annotation, molecular function: calcium ion binding. The record is from RefSeq and is a predicted model, not a curated record.